CAGUGUGCAUGCUCGCUGUUUGAUGUAUGAAACAGCCACUGGGAGAGUUCUUUUGUUAGCAUUUUUCAGAUUCUUACUACACACCAACUGGAAGCAACAUGACUGACGAGCAGGAGAUCAUGUGCAAAUUGGAAAGCAUUAAAGAAAUAAGAGCUAAGACGGUGCAAAUGGAAAAAAUUAAAACCCGGUUGAAGGCAGAAUUUGAUGCACUGGAGUCUGAAGAAAGGCACCUGAAAGAUUACAAACAUGAAAUGGAUCUUUUGCUCCAAGAGAAGAUGGCCCAUGUGGAAGAACUGCGACUGAUCCACGCUGACAUCAAUGUGAUGGAAAACACAAUAAAACAAUCUGAAAAUGACUUAAAUAAGCUGCUUGAAUCUACAAGACGUCUACAUGAGGAAUACAAGCCUCUUAAAGAACAUGUGGAUGCUUUGAGAAUGACUUUGGGUUUGCAAAGGUUACCAGAAUUGUGCGAGGAAGAAGAAAAGCUUUCCCUUGAUUACUUUGAGAAGCAGAAAGCAGAAUGGCAGACAGAACCUCAGGAGCCACCAAUCCCGGAAUCACUUGCGGCAGCUGCUGCUGCUGCCCAGCAACUUCAGGUGGCCAGGAAACAGGAUGCUCGGCAAACGGCUACAUUCCGACAACAACCACCACCUAUGAAGGCUUGCUUGUCUUGUCAUCAACAAAUCCAUCGGAAUGCACCUAUCUGCCCUCUUUGCAAAGCAAAAAGCAGGUCUCGUAAUCCUAAAAAACCCAAGAGAAAGCAAGAUGAAUAAUACCUCCAUUGAAAUGUGCACAAAUUAACUAAAGUUUAAAUGUGGCAAUGUUACUCGGCGCAAAAUAAAGUGUUAUGUAGUUGUUUUAUAUAUUCAUGUGUCGUAAGCACAAAGCUGUAUUUUGCUUUUAGAAAAAUAAUUCCUCCUUGUGUCAAUAGCAACUUAUCCAAAAAUUGUAUUUCAGAUAGUAUAGAAUAGAAUUUGUCAAAUUGUUUGAUUGUGAAUGCUAAUGGAUAUUUAAUGAAUAGAAGGGAAAAUACUGAAAAUGGUGUAUGGAAUACUAUCUGGACUGAAUUGUUAGAAAAUAGUCCACAUGGAUGUAUUGAGUUUGUAGAUGUACAUUAAGCCAUACCAUGGUUGAAUGGUUGUAUAAUUUGCUGAAGAGCAAGUCUUACUAAAUUAAUCAAAUUUAAAAGUUGUGCAUUAGUUCCCAUUUUGGAAGAGCAAGCAUUUGUUACUUAGAUAUAGCCUAGAAAUUGUACAAUGCCAUAUUAACAAAUGACUGCUUAACAUAACUGUAUGAAAUUAAUAUGUUAGUCAUGGCUCAGUGAUAUAGCAUGAGCCUUUAAGUCAGACUUUAGGUUAAACCCCACUGCAGAAACUAGCUAGCACAUUACCUAGACAGUGGUGAUGCCAUCUUUUAAGUUGAGGCGUUAAACCAAGGUUUUUUUUUCCGGUGAAUACAAAUAAUUCUAAAGACGUUAUUUGGAAAAAGAGCUGGGGAACAUUCCUGGUCCCCUGAACUAACAUCACUAAAAGAUGUAAUUAUCUCAUUACUAUUUGUGGGACCUUGCAGUGUGCAAAUUGAAUUUCACUUCAUACAUUACAACAGUAGCAACACUUCAAAAUUAUUUAAUUUUCUGUGAAGCACUUUGGGACAUCCUGAAGAUGUGAAAGGUGCUUUUAAAUACAUUUUUUUUUUUCGAUUGCUUUAGUAUUUUAACAAACUUGGAUCGUAAGCAGGAGAAUUUCAUACGAGUACAUUGAGUGCUUCUAUAUAAUAUUGCACACAGCACAAUUUCUAGGCUUAUUAAAGUAGAAAAAAAUAGAUUAAUCGUCCAAAUAGUCCAACUUUAUGUGAGAAAUUAUUCCAAAAUUUGUAAUUGCCAUGUGCCUUUUUAUUAAUUUAGAGAAGCGCGAUGUUUAUCUGAAUUUUGAAGGCUUUUGUCUAAAUUCCAUUCUACAUCCUCACUUGUACAUAAUAAGGUGUGGUGUAAAAUAGCCUGGGUUUUUUGAUGAAAUAAAACAAGAUGAUUCAAUUAUAA
This is a messenger RNA of Carcharodon carcharias (great white shark), 2038 nucleotides long. It is a transcript of the gene zc4h2, whose product is annotated as zinc finger, C4H2 domain containing. NCBI's taxonomy places the organism in Eukaryota, Metazoa, Chordata, Chondrichthyes, Lamniformes, Lamnidae. The record is from RefSeq and is a predicted model, not a curated record. Bases 99 to 773 code for a protein of 224 amino acids. The transcript is spliced from 5 exons. Gene Ontology annotation, cellular component: nucleus. Gene Ontology annotation, biological process: positive regulation of neuron differentiation.